CGGCUGGGCAGAGAGAAGAUGGUCAACAGAAUCCACAGGGAUAAGUGCUGGAAUGUGAUCGGCAUGGAGGGAAACUCCCAAGCUCAAAGGCUUCACUGCGGUCUGGCAGCAACUCCCAGCUCAAAGUAGCCCCACUCAGUAGCUGCGUUUCUGACCUUGAGGACUGUUAGUAAAUCCUUAAUCCCUACAAAAUCAUUUAUUUGGCACUGUUUAACUCCAAACUUUUAAAUCAGGAUGCUUAGCAGCCUUAAAUCCAAAAGCUCAUUAGCUCUCCUCAGCUGCCUUAAUAACUAUAAUCUCUUUAAUGGAAGCAACUCUGGACAGGAUUUACCUUCCCAAAAAACCUUAUUGACUGGCAUUAAGUACACUUCUGCUUCUAAUUCUUCCCCAGUGAAGGAAGAGCUGAUAAAGAGUUGCUUUCCUGGAGCCCAGGCCGGGUCAGCCUCUGGCUCAGGACAGCUGCUCGUGCCAGGAGCUCCUAGAGGGAGAACUGGAUGGGGAUUGCUGAGAGUUUGGGAAAUGGGAGGCUUUGCCCAGCAGUGGGUGCAGGGGCCUUGCCAGAUACUGUGGCACCCAGAGUCUUCCUGAGCUCCAGAUCUUUGCCUUUAUCCUUUACCAUGAAAGCAGCACAUGGGCGACAGACCCCCGAAAAUGAGCCUGAUGGACAUCAACAAAAUGUUCUCCAGGCUCCAGCCCAGGGAUGACGAGCAGAGGACGAUGGGGGAGAGCGAGGAGCUGAGCCGGGCAGUGUCUGAGGACGACUGUGAAACGCUGCAUCGCCUCCUGUCCCAGGACAGGUACAAGAGGCUCAUUAACCGCCGGAGUGGCUGGGGGGUUCCCAGCACCCCCCUGCGCCUGGCAGCCACACGGGGCUGCGUGCAGAGCCUGCGGGUGCUGCUGGCCCACGGGGCCGAGGUGGAUGGCCUGGACGUGAAGGCCCAGACCCCGCUUGUGGCUGUCAGCAAUGGCCACCGCGAGUGCGUAGAGGCCCUGCUGGAUGCCGGGGCAAGUCCUGCGGGCAGCAUCUACAACAACUGCUCCCCACUGCUCCUCGCGGCCAGGGAUGGCAACGUGGACAUCCUGCGGCAGCUCCUGGAGCACGGAGCAGAGCCCAACGUCCAGGCCAGGCUGCCCCAGUGGGCGGCCAACUCAGUGUCGUGUUCUGGACCCCUGUACCUGGCGGCCGCCUACAGGCACCUGGAGUGCUUCAGGCUGCUGCUCCUCCAUGGGGCCGACCCUGACUACAACUGCACGGAUCAGGGGGUGAUCACCCAGAUCAAGGAGCAGACCCUGCUGGAGACGUGCCUGAGGCAUGGCUGCCAUAGCAAGUUCAUCAAGCUGCUCAUUGACUUUGGAGCCAACGUGUACCUGCCCAACGUGCCCGUGGAUGGGCCGGCACGCAGCGAGGGGCUGGAGCUGCUGCUGCAGGCCAGAGCUCAUCCCAAGUCCCUACUGUCCCAGUCCCGGCUGGCUAUGAGGCGAAUCCUGAAGCAGCCUGGCCACCUGCCCACCCUCAGAGAGCUGGAAAUCCCCACAGUCCUGGCCAACUACCUGCAGCACCAGCCAUGACACACAGCCCGCCUCCAGGGACAGCCACUCUGACAUCUGGGAGUGAAGCUCUGAAAUCUGUGGAACCAACAGGAAUUUGUGUCAAAAGU
Chiroxiphia lanceolata (lance-tailed manakin) is the source of this 1658-nucleotide messenger RNA. RefSeq names its product ankyrin repeat and SOCS box containing 12 (gene ASB12). Gene Ontology annotation, biological process: regulation of barbed-end actin filament capping. Gene Ontology annotation, molecular function: protein binding. The record is from RefSeq and is a predicted model, not a curated record. Gene Ontology annotation, cellular component: cytoplasm; nucleus. Lineage: Eukaryota; Metazoa; Chordata; Aves; Passeriformes; Pipridae.